Molecule: messenger RNA, 805 nt
Organism: Paraphaeosphaeria sporulosa
Lineage: Eukaryota; Fungi; Ascomycota; Dothideomycetes; Pleosporales; Didymosphaeriaceae
Exons: 1
Coding region: 71-601 (176 amino acids)
Source: RefSeq, a predicted model, not a curated record
GGCCGUCGUUAGCCCCAAUUGGACGGCCCGACCAGCUCGCCGCGUCUGAUUCCGUGCAGUCCUGCAAACAAUGUGCGCCGAGAAGCGCCCUACGCGGCCCGUGAACUCCCAUCGUUCCAUGAUCUCCAUGGCCCUAGUCCGCAAGCAGUCGCAUAACUCGUUAGGGCCGCCCUCUAACACCUGCGGUCGCUCGUUGUGGAUCGAACGACUGCUUGCGAAAUCCUCGAUCUCAAGAUCCCCGACGUCAUAUCCAAUACGGGCCUCUUGGGGGCUUCCCAGUUCGCUACAAGAACUGCCCGGUUUUCCCGUUCUGUUGCUGCACUCUUCUCUGCCAUUGCCAACUUUGCAAAUGCGCUGUUGUUCGUUGCGCAAUUCGGCCUGGCCGGCGGCGCGUGGGAAGGGAGGGAUGAGGCGGGCUGAAAAGAGUCGAGAACACGGCGUCAUCCUGGCCAGGACAACCACCAACAUCGCAUCCGCUGUGCACAAAGCCUUCAUAACCCCGUCACGCUGUUUUCGACCCCACAACAACGCGGCUGCCCCUCAUCUGAGGUCUGACCGGCCGGCCCGGCGCUUGUUUGUUGGCCUGUCGCGUGAGAGCUGAGACUCGUGGACCGGUCAACGCGCCUGUAAACAAACCUCCGAAACAGCAAUAUGCGCGGUCCCGUGACUCUUUAAUGAGCCAAGCCUUCCAGCCGCAAGGAAAAAAUCCUACCCCAGACCCGCUUCAGCAAGGCCUUCGGGUUUCAAGACCCUGAAUGAUGCAGGUGACAGAGUUUAGCCCUGUACAAACACACCAGCCCACCUG